AUGCAGUUGGGCAGGAACAGGCUUCCCCACAGUCCUCCCUUUUCCCAGAAACAGCCUUUCCAGGAAGUGACCCGGAGGCUAAAUGAGGAAGACACUCACAAUAGAAAUCCGUCAGAAGGGAGCACCGCCCAACAUCCACACCCAGCUGAGACCCAAGACAAGGGUCAGGACCAGGACAUGAAUGGGAGGGAAGGACAGAAGGAUAAGUCCACGGUCAUGAUGCAUUUACAAUUCUUUGGCCUCAUCCAGGAGCUGGCCCUUCUGCUGGAGCCCUCCUCUUCUUUCUGGCUUGAAUUUUCCUUCUCAUGUUUCAUGAUUUCAAUUGGCUGCCCUGCUUCCUGGGGUCCUGCAGCUUUGAGGCAGAGAAGGAGGCAGGGGAGCAGCCAGCUCUCCUCUCCCACCUGCUUGGAGGCAGGCCUGCUCUGUGAAUACUCUCCCAUCCACAAGGAACAGAGAUGCUGGCCUGUGAAUGCCUCUCCUGCAAGGGGUCUUCCUUCCUUUGAUGGACAGAAGGCCAUGGGUGCACAUGUGGCUGGCCAAGAUGCUGCUGGACAAUAUCUGUUGAAGGGUGAGGUCACACCUCCUUCCAGCCUGACGGAAACAAGGAGCUGA
Molecule: messenger RNA, 612 nt
Organism: Rangifer tarandus platyrhynchus (Svalbard reindeer)
Lineage: Eukaryota; Metazoa; Chordata; Mammalia; Artiodactyla; Cervidae
Source: the annotation of a GenBank genome assembly